AUGACCACCAAGUCCACCCGCUCAGAGUCCACCUCCACCUCCCCGCCUCCACUCUCCAAAUACCUCAGCUCCCUCCUUGAUCAUCUCGAAACCACCAACUCACGCCUAUCACUCUCCGUCGCCACACCACCACACGGGCUCUUCAAACCAGGCGAUACACUGCACCCUGUCGUCACGCUCCACAAACGGUCUGCGGAAUACACCUCGCUUCAACUGAGUUUGGUUGUUAGUACGCAUGCGUUGAUCUAUGGCAAGGAUCGAUGGGUCAGUUCCUCAGCGCCGGCUUUGGCCAUGGCCUGUUGAGCCCCACUUCGACUGACCGAUCACUUGGUAUCCAGCAAAAAGGUCAAAUGGCCUCAGCCAUGCUGGGCAACGCCACAACGGGUGCGCCCAUCACCACGAUCGAACAAGUACCGGUCUACACCGUCCAAGUACCGUGGACAAGUCCCAACAACGUCGGCGCAGCAGCACCGCCAGCUGCAGCAUCGGAGAAGGAACAGAAACGCUCUCUCGCGUCAAAGGCAGGCUCCGAUGGGCCAUUACAUGGUGGCGUGUACGAGAUCAUCCUCCCGCAUCCUCGAUCCGGGGAAUUGCUUCCGACGAUGAGGAGGAAAGACGAAGGGCUUUGUGAGUCCCACGAUCAGCGGCAGGGAGGUUCCCUGUCGCUUACCGAGGAAUCUCUCGGCUUGCGUCUGGCUCGCAGCUGUCCCCAACAGACUCGGCGUUUCUUGGGUCCUUCAUCUUCGUGGAAAGAGGCAUGGAUUCCUCAAACUGGAUGAUCAGUAAGUCCACUGAACCUCCUACCUUCGCGACGUGCGUUGUCCCCUGGAGCGUAGCGAGGAAAACUCAUUCCCUCCCUGAUCCCUAACCCCCAGCCUCCAGAUCGAGCUCCCGGUCGGCUUCCCCAUAGUUCCACCCAUACCCGAAGAUCUGCCCGAAUCCGAAUGGGUCACUACUACAGGUUCCAAGGACCUCCUUCACAAAGGGACCCAAGGCGGAGGAGCGAUUACAUUGCAUGCCAAAGUGAGCUCUCAUUUUCCGGGCCACUCCUCAAGGUGAUCUCUCUGAACCGGCUCCUGUUAUCCACAGCUCUCAAUCCAUCCGCCUUCCCGAAUCACUACCCGCAUUCCCUUUCACCUUACAUGUUCCCCCUCCGACCCUUCAACCCUCUCCCUCUUCUCCCCCUCGCCCCGCCUCAGUCUAACCCUGAACCAACGAGCCUUCACCCAGCCCGUACUGGACAAAAACCUAGGCCAAGCUAUGCAGUGGUCCGGAAUAGUCAUCUCCGCCUCGAAUGAGGUUCCUAAAUUCGUGGAACCUGAUAAGGGUCAAGGAAUGUGGGAAUGGAGAGGAGAAGUCGAUGUCCCGGAGGAUUGUGUGACGGUCGAAGCGAAGGGUUUGAAUGUCAAGGUGGGUCACAUCGAGCCGUGUUCAGCGAGGGUGAUGAGCUUUUGAGUACUGAAUGGUUGCGCCGUUUCCCACAGUAUUUCAUCACGGCACAGUUCACGUCGGAUCGGAUCAUGGACCAUUCGCUUUCCGUCACCGUACCCGUCUUCUUACCUUCUUUUCCAAGGUCCCUCACGUCAGAGGAAGUGCAUGGCCACAGCGAUAUAGCACAACCUGGUACAAGUGGAACAACGCCCUCGAGCGGACAAGAGAACUUGCCGAGAUAUACCACUUGACCAAUCCUCUCUCAUACUGCUGUCCUGUGCUGUAAAACCAAAGUUGCAAACCAUACGACCUCUCACGAGCCCGCUACUCCUCCCUCUUCCUCUUCUUCUUGUCCCCUUUAUCCGCAGUCCCUCCCCCUACAACCCUCCUAGCUUUCCCCUCUUCCGGCGCAACAAAAGCCCUCUCCCUCUCCUCCUUGCGUUCCUUACUCUUCUCCUCCUGCUUCAACCUUCUCUUCUCCUCCAACUUCUGCUGCUUCUCCCUUGCUUUCAAGAAGUAUUCACCCGAUUCGAGUUGAAGAUCGAUCUUGGAAGGUUGUUGAGGCGGUGGGAAGGGGGUGUAAGGUUUCUUGUCCUUCUUCUUCAUCCUUUCCGCAGCGGAAGCCUUCUUCUCCCUCCCAGCAUCGGUCGCCGUAGGUUCCCCACCACCAAGCGGGAUGAGGUUGGCGGCGGAAACGAUUUGCUGAUCUUCCUCGUAGCCUUCGGUCGAGCGUUUCUUCUUGUGUUCCCUCCGUUUGCGGAAUUGCGGUAA
Molecule: messenger RNA, 2202 nt
Organism: Microbotryum saponariae
Lineage: Eukaryota; Fungi; Basidiomycota; Microbotryomycetes; Microbotryales; Microbotryaceae
Source: the annotation of a GenBank genome assembly